This is a messenger RNA of Peromyscus californicus insignis, 771 nucleotides long. It is a transcript of the gene Gsc, whose product is annotated as goosecoid homeobox. The record is from RefSeq and is a predicted model, not a curated record. Gene Ontology annotation, biological process: regulation of transcription by RNA polymerase II. Gene Ontology annotation, cellular component: nucleus. Gene Ontology annotation, molecular function: RNA polymerase II cis-regulatory region sequence-specific DNA binding; DNA-binding transcription factor activity, RNA polymerase II-specific. The transcript is spliced from 3 exons. Bases 1 to 771 code for a protein of 256 amino acids. Lineage: Eukaryota; Metazoa; Chordata; Mammalia; Rodentia; Cricetidae.
AUGCCCGCCAGCAUGUUCAGCAUCGACAACAUUCUGGCCACCCGGCCGCGCUGCAAGGACUCGGUGCUCCCGGUGGCGCCCAGCGCCGCGGCUCCGGUGGUCUUUCCGGCUCUGCAUGGGGACUCGCUCUAUGGCGCGGGCGGUGGCACCUCCUCGGACUACGGCGCCUUCUACCCGCGUCCUGUGGCCCCUGGAGGCGCGGGCCUCCCGGCCGCGGUCGGCGGCUCCCGCCUAGGCUACAACAGCUACUUCUACGGGCAGCUGCACGUGCAGGCGGCGCCCGUGGGCCCGGCCUGCUGCGGGGCUGUGCCGCCGCUGAGCGCCCAGCAAUGCUCCUGCGUCCCCACACCCCCAGGCUACGACGGCCCCGGCUCUGUGCUGGUGUCCCCGGUGCCGCACCAGAUGCUGCCCUACAUGAACGUGGGCACGCUGUCGCGCACUGAGCUGCAGCUGCUCAACCAGCUGCACUGUCGGCGGAAGCGGCGGCACCGCACCAUCUUCACCGACGAGCAGCUCGAAGCCCUGGAGAACCUCUUCCAGGAGACGAAGUACCCAGACGUGGGCACUCGGGAGCAGCUGGCCCGGAAGGUGCACCUCCGGGAGGAGAAGGUGGAGGUCUGGUUUAAAAACCGCCGAGCCAAAUGGAGACGACAGAAGCGGUCCUCUUCGGAGGAGUCGGAAAACGCCGAGAAGUGGAACAAGGCGUCCUCGAAAGCCUCGCCCGAGAAGAGGGAAGAGGAAGGUAAAAGCGAUUUGGACUCGGACAGCUGA